This is a messenger RNA of Drosophila grimshawi, 2233 nucleotides long. RefSeq names its product IQ and ubiquitin-like domain-containing protein. Gene Ontology annotation, biological process: cilium assembly. The record is from RefSeq and is a predicted model, not a curated record. Gene Ontology annotation, cellular component: acrosomal vesicle; motile cilium. The transcript has 8 exons. NCBI's taxonomy places the organism in Eukaryota, Metazoa, Arthropoda, Insecta, Diptera, Drosophilidae. Bases 49 to 2178 code for a protein of 709 amino acids.
AUCAACUAUAGAAUAAAACGCAUUUAUAUUUUUGAGUUACAUACGAAAAUGAGCGACAAGGAUUCUCCGCCGCCGCCAUCCUACACAUGCAAUUUGCAGCUGAAUGUUUCGCCAUCGCAGCAGCCACAAGUACGGGCCGUAUGCGGACCAAACUACGAGGAACGCAGCACCGAAUCCGAACUGAUAGAGGAGAGCUGUGUGCAGGUGCAAAAUGUUACGGUCAAGUUUUGUAUAUCGCAGGGCAAGUCCAUUGCCCAAGUUUAUCCCAAUUGCAUGACCAUUGGCGAGGUCAAGCAGGAUAUAUCACGUCGCUUUGAGGUGGAUCCGGAGCUAAUUGUUGUUAAGCAAGUGGAUCGCAUUCUCUGCAAUUCCAUACCCAUUAAUUCGACCAUUUGUGAUGAGUUUGGUAUACACGAGUUUCAGCUGGAACUCAAUGUGCCACAAAGCGCUGAUGGCAUGGACUCAAUGCCCAAACUGAGUCUGAGUGUGUACUAUGACAAAUAUCGUCUGCCUGACUAUCUGACCGUGCAUAUAUCUGGUGAGGAUACGGAGGAUGGGCAGCCCAAGAAUGUUGUGGUCGAGAUCGAAAAUGCUGCAAUUGUGAAGCCUUUUAUGUGCGGCUAUAAGGACAAGAUUAGUGGCAAAAUAUAUGAGGAUGCCUUUACACAAACUGGACCUUAUUUUGACAAAUGGAAGUAUAGACGGUAUCGCACACGGGAUACCCAAACCUGGGAUCACAAAGAGAAGACUUUGAAUACGGCACACGAACAAGCCGUGCAAUGCUUUUUAGAUGACAUCAACAUUAGAUACGUGUCCACGGCCACUGAUUUUGUCAUCAUACCUGGUAAAUAUCAAACAUAUGCGCAAAAGGAACGAGCCGAGCGACGGCUCGAGAAGAUUCUCCUCAUACAGCGCAACUGGCGACGCUGGAUACUCUGGAAGCAUAUUCACCUCCGUGCCAAGGAGUUUCGACGUCUGGUAAAAAAUCGCAUGGAUGAGGAUCAGCGUUAUGAGCAGUGCGUCGAGAAGCGGGUUGAGCGAAAUGAACUCAUCAAGCAAUUUCCCCGCUCCAAUGAUGACUUUGACUUGCUGUUUGCGGAAAUCUCACGUUGGAAACGAGCGGAACUUAAACGCAUUGCGGCUAAUUUUGAGGGACCGGCACGCAUCUCGGAGGUAAACAUUCUGCUGGACAAGGAAAUCCGUUUGCUGAACGGUGUGGAGCGACAGCGUCGAGUCGUUUACUUGGCCAUGGAGGACUUUCGGAAUGAUCAACUGCUCAAGGAGAUGGGUAAGCCGGUCGAGUGGAUUGGCUACAAGGAUACCAAAAUACACCUGGACCUGCUGCGUACGCAACGAGUGCGAUUUCUGACUGAGAUCUACAAGGAUUUGCGCAAAACGGUGGAUAAGGAGAAGCGACUGGAGCUGAUCAGGCGUGUCAUGGAAUUGCUCAUGGAUGAGACAAGUUUUCCCAACUUUCCAGAGCUUUUUGAUCUGUUCGAUCGGGAAAAAAAUCUGCUCAUCUAUACCAAGUCCUGCGAUGUGGAAAUCCUGCGCAAGCGUCAAAACAUAUUAUUCUUCGAGCUGAUUAAGUUUCAGAAACGCGAGCAGGGGGAGAAGAUUCCCUCGCGUAUGUGCAUCGUCUGCAAGAAGGUGAAGCCAUUCGCCCAGUUUGCGAUUCGAACGCGACAGAGUCACGUGGACACUUGCAAGCAUUGCUACUACCUAAAGUUGGUGGCCACAGAGAACAAUGUUUACCAGUCGAUUCUGCGUUGUAUUCAGCGAGACGAACGGAAGCGAAAGUGCGCCACAUCCUUUGCCUUUGUCAUCCAGCAGGACGAUGUGCGUCAUAUUAUUGACAAAAUCUGGCAUGGUCACUCAGCGCUGAGCAAGUCUGAAAACCUAAACGAACUGCGUUUGCCACGCUGGAAUAAAAGCGACGAUUGGUCGCCAUGGAACUGUGUUUGUCUCACAGAGCGUGAGACGCGCGAUCAUUAUAAGAUUGAGCAAAUGGAUAAGGUUUACGAUCCCAAGUUUAUAUUGCAUGUGGGCAAUUGCCAUAUGUUGUCACGCAAUUUGUUCCAUACACUGGCAGCUGUUGCCACCGAGUUCCAGGAGACGGGACAAUGGUGGAAGGUUGGCAUGAAUAAGCAGCGCAGCAGCGACCUGAAUGCGAUCUAAACGCUAGUAGAAAUUAGAAAAUAUUUACAAUAAUAUUAAAAUUUUAAUUAAAUUA